UAAGCGGUUCGUUAAACCUGGAGAGUUCGAUAGCCCGCAAUCCAUUUCCUGCCCUGGUGAGUGGACGUGGACACCGGAAGUGUCGUGGAAACGUUUUACCUUUUCCCUGAACGGCCGCUUCUGCUCUCGCCCAUUGCAUCCUUUUGUCCGAGCAGCUUCCGAUCCACGGAUCUAUCACUCCGGACUGAUCGUUUCCGAUCGGGAACGUUGUUAUCAGUCCUGUGUCGGCCGUAUCAGUAGAACGAAAUCGAUAAGAUGACUCGACCGCACCAGAUCCUCCCGCUGGCGUGACUGGCUUUUCGGGUAAGAUGUUAAUGAGAGAGGUGCCGGAGAGGUGAUACACCUGCGCAGCUGCGGACUGGAAAGUGGUUGACGCUAGAUGGUGUAAAGAAGACCGCUCUGUAAACUGGGGGUAGCAUUGGCACCAGGGGGUAACAUUCCAGUGGCCAGAUAGCAAAACGUGAUAUGGUUAUUCUGGUUUAGUUGGCCUACUCAGAGAUAUGCUAUAUUUCAGAAACUACGCAGAGUACCGCGUUGUCGUUCGUAACGUUUCUUUAGUAUGAGUCAAGAGUUACGUCAAGAUGCGAGUCCAGAUUUUAGACAACUCUAGAACUGAACGACAUAGUCACCAAAACACGAUUAAACAAUUAAAGAUGUGAGCGGACGGAGUGGACGUUGUCUCGUAAAAGCUGUACGUUAAAAAUGUCCGCGAAAAGAUAGCAUCAGAUAAAAUGAAUAAGAACAUGAAUUCACCGUCUAAACUUACGGAGUUCGCCCCGUUAAGUCCGGAAGAGAGCCAACCUGUCGUCGCUUCCCUCUUUUCAAAAUUUUUUAACUUCACCAGAGGUACACAAAAUGUUGAUGAUUCCACAAUUUCCUCUACAAAUGAGGAGCAAAGUUCAUCUGAUUCCGAAUCAUGGAAACAGUCAGAAAGUACAGAAAAGUCACCCGAAGAUGAUAGUUCGAGUAUUAUGAAUUUUCCAUUGGACACUCGUGAAGGCAGAAGUUUACCAAAUGUACUAAAACGUAUUAGUAAUAUCGUAGCCUUAAAGAGUAAUAAUUUACGUUCGUAUAAGGACUCUCAAUUGAGGAGUUACUGGAUGCCAGAUAGUGUCAGUAAACAGUGUUACGAAUGUGGCGAAAGAUUCACAACGUUUCGGAGAAGGCACCAUUGUCGAGUUUGUGGUCAAAUAUUCUGUUCCAAAUGUUGCUCGGAUCAAAUUCCUGGAAAGAUUAUGGGAUGCACUGGUGAUCUUAGAGUUUGUACAUAUUGUUGCAAAGUAGUUUUGUCUUAUUUGCAAUCAUCGGACAUGAGGAGCGAUUUGUCAGCGGAUUUGAAAGCACUACAAGAAGAUCUACAAGUCAAAUAUGGAAAUGAUUCACCGCCUACAAGUCAAAAAUGUGCAAGUGAGUCGGUAGAAGACGAAACUUUAAUCUGCAGGAAACCUAGUGUGGGAUACAUGGAGGAAAAAUAUGCUAUUGGAAGGUCAACUAGUUAUUUAACAUCUCAGGAACGUUCUUUAGCUCUUCAAAACUCGGCAUCAUUGAGAAUGAUCUACGAGGAACUGUUUAGAUCGAGUCAAGCCAUUCUUCUACAAACGCACCGAGUCAGACUGAAAAGCUAUCACAACUGCUUCCUAGCUAACGAAUUAGUAAAUUGGAUGAUCGCACAAAAUAAAGCGGCUACUCGCGUUCAGGCUACCGCAAUAGGACAAGCAUUAUUGGAAGCAGGUUUCAUUGAAUCGGUGGUUGUUGAUAAUGUAUUCAGCGAUACGGCGACAGUAUUUAAACCGGUGAAAUUAUCUCGUAUGCAAAGUUUAGAUUUGCUGACUGAAACUCAGAACACUUGCGAUGCACAAGAGCCUGCGUGGGUGAAAACAAUUCCGCAGCAUGAUUCAACUACAGACUCAGAAAGCGAAACGAAACCCUCUAAUUCAAUGCAGCAAACCGGACGUUUACCAUCUUCUAGUUCGAGUUUUUAUUUAGAUUUAAAUUUAGAAGCGUCCACCGUUACUUUGAAAAGGCCGACAUCCGAAGAUUUAACUACGAUUUCUGUCGAUAGCAGUGAUGGUGUAAUCGAACAAAAAGAAGUUACAGUAAAAUCGCAUAACUGCAAUCUGAAAAUUGCCGAUGAUUUUUUAAACGACACGCUGCAGGUUCAAGAGUUUAAAGAAAGGAACGGUUGGCACAAGCCGACGAAUCUUCGAACCGCGUUCGGCGAACUUUAUGCCUACGAAUGUUUAACAUCUGCAUAUAAGCAGCACGAAGAUUCCCUGAUUAAACAACUCCUGAACAAGGAAGGUUUAUCUCAAAGUUGGUCAGAAGUAAUACUUCCUAUCGCCCACCAGAUCGUCGAUUACGUUAGACCCGAUUUAAAUCAUAAUGUCGACGAUUUGGAUAUUCGACAGUACGUACAGAUAAAAAAAUGUCCAGGUGGUGGCAGAGAUGAUUGCGAAAUCGUAUCCGGUGUCGUGUGCACAAAGAACGUCGCGCACCGAGGGAUGAACGCGAUGAUAGCUCACCCGAAAAUCUUGUUACUCCAAUGUGGACUUAUGUACCAGCGCGUGGAAGGAAAAUUGUUAAGCCUCGAGCCUGUAAUGCUGCAGGAAAAUGAGUAUCUAGGGCAUACAGUAGCUAGGAUCACCGCUCUUGGCCCAGAUGUUGUACUCGUGCAUCGUUCUGUAUCGAGAUUAGCGCAAGACAGGCUUAGGGAAUGUGGAGUGACUCUCGUUUUGAAUGUAAAACUCAGUGUUCUUGAAAGAGUCGCGCGAUGCACCGGUGCUAACAUUGUGAAUACUAUUGACGCUCAUAUAAGCGCGAGAUACAUGCUUGGUACAUGUAAAAAAUUCUAUUUACGAAAUUUUUCGUGCGAAAAGAAUGGUAUCAAAACGUUGAUGUAUUUUGAAGGAUGCGCAAAUCCGCACCUCGGAGCUACGAUUUUGUUACGUGGCGGUUCCCAAGCUGAAUUGAAGAAAGUGAAGAAUGUCACUUCAACGAUGAUUUUCGCUGCUUAUUCUUGGCGCCUUGAGAAGUCGUUUCUUAUGGACGAAUUCGCGAGACCGCCGUCUCCGAAUAAUUCAUUUUUGGACGAAACGUUGAACAAAGAUCCUGAAGAACCUCAAGCGACUAAUAAAAUAUUGCAUGCCAAGGUUAGUGACGGAAGUGAUGAGUUAUUGGCUCAUACCAAGGGAUAUAUAGACAAUGCAGAAAUGUUGAAAGUGUCGAAAGUUCAAGACGAUUCUGGAAAUACGUCAAAUGAUACGCAGUGUAUAGAAAUAGUUUCGGAUCAGACUGAAAAUGUCCUGAGUUCAGAUUCCGUUAAGCAAAUAUCUUCUAUACUGUCCGAGGAUGCUGAUCCCUACGAUACUUUAAAAUUAUUCAAACCUAAAUCAAAGUCUAUGAUUGAUACAAAAAAUUCAGGGGAUUAUGACAAAACUGUCAAUGAUAGCUCUGGCCUUGAUAUAGAUAGCAAUGAAGAUCCGAACAGCACAAUGGAAUUAUUCGGAGGCAAAAAUAGCGGGAAAGUAACUAAGUCUAUGAAAGAGGAAACCGAUAAGUUAAAAGUGAAAGACAAGGUUGUUUCAGAGGAGAAACGUAUCUACGGUGAAUCCAUUAGCGAUCGUAGCGAUCCUCUCCAUCAGUACUUAAAUGAAGAUGACGAAGAUGUCUUCAGUCAAACUAGUCCGAACGCUCAACAUUUAAGUGUCGCCGAUUUACCAUUACUAAAUACAUUUAAAAAAGCAUUGGAGGGAACUAUAUUAAGCGUUUCGCCUUAUUUAAAAUUUUCUGUGCCCUACUUGGAAACCGAGACUGGGAGGAAUUGCGUAUUGCGUAGCUUUUUUCCACGAGAGAUAUUUUAUUCGGCGCAGUUUAUCGACAAAGUGAAAGAAAAUAAAACUAGCAACAUUCCCGUGGAACAAACUGUGUUUAAGAAUCCGUUGAUGAAGCUGGAAUUGAAGCCGCAGCAUCCGUUCGUGCAAGCGAAAUUGACCACAGACGUCGACAACCAAGAGGUGCAAGCUUUAUUAGCCAAUUUCAGAGCGUGCGGAAGCCGAUUGUACCCGACGAACAACGUUCUAUCGGAUAAGCAACAAGUCUUGAUGCAAUCGGAGAUGAACGAUCAACCGCUCGUGUGGCCCGAUUGUCUAGACCCUGCUAGUCAUCAACGAUUGUCUGUGUUAUUCUGUAGCUUUUCCCAUACUGGCAACGACACCCCGGCAUUCUGCGUGAACCCUUGGAUAGUGAAUAUGGAUCUCUACGGGAGAAACGAUAUCGCGCUGGGACGGUUCCUGGAACGUUACUGUUUAACAUCUGAGUACAAGUGUCCUGCACAAGCGUGUCGAGCGCAGAUCGCUCAGCACGUUCGCAGAUUCGCUCACGACGCCGGUUGUAUACACAUUAGCUUAAGCGAGAUGAACACCGAUCCAUUUUCGCAAGAGAAUGCGAAUCAGAUAUUGAUGUGGAGCAAAUGUAUGAAGUGUAAAAGUGUCUCACCAGUGGUACCGAUGUCGGACGACACUUGGUCCCUGUCGUUCGCCAAAUAUUUGGAACUGAGGUUUCAUGGAAGCGCGUACACUAGACGAGGCACGGAGACCUGUCCGCAUUCACUCCACCACGAUCAUUAUCAAUAUUUCACGAAGAAGAAUAUGUUGACUGUAUUUAAGUACACGAAAAUUUCAUUGUGGGAGAUCUCGUUACCGCCGCCUGUGAUAAACAUAAUUUACGACCCGAAACAACAUGCGGACGUGAUAGAAGAGAUGAAGAUCAUAGCCUUGAAAGGAGACGAGGUAUUCUCUUGCAUCCGAGAGAAGUUGACCACCCUACAGACAGACAUGGACAUUCUCACUGCUGUUAAACAACAGUUGACUAAAGAUCAACAGUAUUUUAAAAACAAGAUAGAAGAGAUCCAAUUGAAAUUGACAUCGCCCACUUUGGAGAACAAGAAGCUCGAAGGAAAGGUGUCUGAGAAACAAGUUCAGGCUUUAAUGUUCAGAAUCGAGGACGGGAUAGUGAUUCUUAAGCGAUUGAUAUCGGAAGUGGUGUUCACUUGGAAUACCAAAAUCUUGGAGAUGUCCGUUAAGAAGAAGGAUGAGAGACCGAGGCGAUUUACUGAGCGAUCACUUACCACAGGAAGCAAUAACAUAAUCGAUGCGGAUGGAUACAUUACAGAGGAUACCGCGUCGGAAUCUCAGUUAGAGGAUUUGAGUCCUAUGUCGGCGGACUAUAAUGCUAUCGACGCCAUCGCGACUGCACAGAACGAUUUGCAAGGAAUAGACGUUGUAGAAAACUCUGACAAUGAAGUUUUAGAGAGCAACUAUCCUGACGACAUCGUUGUUGUACAAGGAUCUCCAAAGAUGCAUCAGAGGUCUCAUUCCGAUGUCCUGCCUAUUACCUUCGACGAUAUGCCGGACAAGAAAAAAAAGAAAAAGACGAUCUUGUCGCAAUUGUUACCGUCUGUACCUGUAACUCAACCAAUAUCGAAUCCCCUCGGAACUUUAGAACAUCAUUUACUCCCUCUUGGGUCAGUUGUACCUAUAGUGGUGUACGAAUCAGAGCCUUCUUCCAUAAUCGCAUACGCAUUAGAUUCGCACGAUUACAAGCAUGCGCUGCAUGAAUUAUUGCGCACAACGAAAGGGCCUGACUUGAAUCCCAGCCCUUUGAUCAAACGUAAAUUCCCGGAGAACAAAGAGAACUUUUCCGACAUAAUGCAAUCUGGGGAAUUUAAACGACCAUCGGUUUUGUCGUUUUUCCGAGGGAACAGUCCAAAUCCGGCGAGUCCCAUAGAUUCUGAUAAAACUAUCUCGAACGUGGAAUCUAAUGCUCAAAAUUCAACUACUACUACUACGGAUGCGGAAGAAGACAAGAAAACGACGAAGCAGCAGAAUUACAUCGAAGUACAGUUCAACGAUGCAACGACCAACUUUUAUUGCAGAAUAUAUUUUGCGGCACAGUUUGCCGCCUUCCGGGAGAACGUUUUACCAUGCGGUGAAGAUGGUUUCACCAGGAGUUUGAGUCGUAGCGUGCAAUGGGCAGCGAGAGGUGGCAAAAGCGGAAGUGCUUUCUGUAAAAGUCGAGACGACAGAUUUAUUAUAAAAGAAAUGUCUAGGCUAGAGAUGCAAAUAUUCCUUGAAUUCGCACCAAACUAUUUUGCCUACAUGGAGAAAUGCCAGCAAACGAGACAACCAACGUUGCUGGGAAAGAUAGUCGGUGUUUAUAGAGUGUCUUUUAAAAAUAAUACAACAAACGCGGCGCUUCGUACCAGCGUACUGGUGAUGGAGAAUUUGUUCUACAAGAGAACGAUUACAGAAAAGUUCGAUUUGAAAGGAUCGGUCAGGAAUCGUCUUGUAAAUCCUGACGAUACGUGUCAGGAGGGUGAGCUCGUACUACUGGACGAGAAUUUAUUAAACAAGAGCUGCGAUUCACCGCUGUAUAUUCGAUCGCAUUCUAAAGCGGUUUUAAAUAGAGCAAUAGAACAGGACACCAAAUUUCUGGCUGACAAUUCCGUGAUGGACUACUCUCUACUAGUAGGUUUAGAACCGAAUACGGAUGUCCUUGUUCUGGGUAUAAUAGAUUAUAUAAGAACAUUUACAUGGGACAAAAAGCUAGAAACGAUGGUGAAGAAAUCGGGUAUACUUGGUGGCCAGGGAAAAUUACCAACGAUAAUAUCGCCGGAAGAAUAUCGGGCACGUUUCAUAGCCGCGAUGCAUCGAUAUUUCUUACCUGUACCAGAUCGAUGGUUCGGCUUAGACAGAGGCGUAGAAACGUCGUAAGAGAAACUUUAACUUCCGAAUAGUGAGACUCACAAUUUUUCGGUGGUCAGAUGGUAAAAUAUGAUAAUUAUGAUCAAAACUAUAAUGGUGCUUUUUCCGUGUGAUUCUGAAUUAGUGACCACCUUCGGAUCGGAACUAAUUUAAAAUGAUACGUAUUUUUAAACAUGUCGAGAUUCGAAAACUUCCUUUAUCACAUUUUGCCAUCUGACAAUAAAAAUAUAUGUAUAUACAUUUUCUAUGCAGCUGAUACAAGUGUAAUGAACACCGUUAUUUAUAGAGAUAACUCUAAUUUAUAUAUAUAUAUUAAUAUUUUAUAUCACUACUAGUCGAUGUUACGACAUUUUGUAAUCAAAAAGUGAGACACAAGUGAAAACAAGUUACCGUUAUCAUUAUUAUAGUACGAAAUCUUAUUUGUAGUUUUAAUUUUCGUUAUUUACAUCGCGAUCUAAUCGUGACGUUUUUAUUCGCAUUCCUUUAAUUGUCAUUACAUAUAUGUAUAUUUAAUAUAUAAAGACAUUUACAGUGAAAUGUACAAGAAGUUUUAAGUUUAGUAAAAAAGGGAAUGAAUGAGAAUUGCAUAAGAUUAUAUAAAAGUCUGUGAAAGCACCAUUA
Ceratina calcarata is the source of this 7382-nucleotide messenger RNA. RefSeq names its product 1-phosphatidylinositol 3-phosphate 5-kinase fab1 (gene fab1). Gene Ontology annotation, cellular component: cytoplasmic vesicle; vesicle membrane. The transcript has 15 exons. The record is from RefSeq and is a predicted model, not a curated record. Gene Ontology annotation, biological process: melanosome organization; intracellular signal transduction; phagosome-lysosome fusion. Bases 732 to 6770 code for a protein of 2012 amino acids. Lineage: Eukaryota; Metazoa; Arthropoda; Insecta; Hymenoptera; Apidae. Gene Ontology annotation, molecular function: 1-phosphatidylinositol-3-phosphate 5-kinase activity; 1-phosphatidylinositol-5-kinase activity; ATP binding.